Molecule: messenger RNA, 336 nt
Organism: Prunus armeniaca (apricot)
Lineage: Eukaryota; Viridiplantae; Streptophyta; Magnoliopsida; Rosales; Rosaceae
Source: the annotation of a GenBank genome assembly
AUGCCGUCAGUUCUGAUUGAUUACCUUCAGGCUGGGAUAGAGUUUCGAUGUGGGACUCUGGGCGUCAAUCGUGGAGCUGCCACGUGCCAGAGUGGGCAAGGUUGCCCUAAUGUUGUGAUCGGUAAGUACAGUACCGAAGGAGUCCCCCAAGUCCCCUUGCGAGAGUCUUCGGAAGGGGAUUUGAAUUCGUCCUCGGGAGGAAACACGGCCUUACCGUUCGCUCAGAGGCUGACGUUGGCGAAGUCAGAAGGUCGCGUCGAUCUGAUGGGCGAAGAGACGUCUGAGCGCUUCGACUUCCGCGCCUCGCGUGCCGUCAGUUCUCCAUUGGGUGAGUGA